Messenger RNA from Aphidius gifuensis, 2664 nucleotides. RefSeq lists its product as uncharacterized. The record is from RefSeq and is a predicted model, not a curated record. The coding region runs from base 1711 to 2613 and encodes 300 amino acids. The transcript is spliced from 2 exons. NCBI's taxonomy places the organism in Eukaryota, Metazoa, Arthropoda, Insecta, Hymenoptera, Braconidae.
UUGUUAAUUUUACAAAUUUCGUUUGUUAAUUUUACAAAUUUUUUUUUGUAAAAUUAACUCGUAACAUAUAAAUGAAGAUUUAAUGUAAAAAUAAGAAGAAUAUCUGAAAAAAUCUUGCAUACGGUCGGAUUGAGUCGGACGAUGUGUGUUUUUAUAAGCAGCUGACAAUAGACAACACGUGAAGUAUUUUUUUUCUUCAAAAACAAAUAAAUAAUUAUUAAAUUAUAAUUAUAAUAAAUCAAUAAUUCGUGUUUUCAAUGACUUUAUCAAGUAAGUUAAUUUAAAGUGAUUUAUAAAUCCCUUCAAGAUUAUUUAUAAAUGUUAUUUUAUAUUUUUAAUUAAUUCUCAAUUAAUAAUAUAAUAACAAUAUGCUUGUUGACAAUAUUUUCGAAGCUACUUACUUGAUAAUUAAUUGUUAAAUAUUCAGGUAAUAUUGUAAGAAUAUGAAUGGAUUAGAAGAAUUUCCUGAUCAAUGUCAAUUCUCGAAUGAGCAAAUGUGUUUUUAUUAUUGUUCAGUAUAAAAAUGAAAAAAAAUGGGUACAGCUAUCAGAGCAUUUUACAUAUGCUGAUAUCAUCCACAAAGGUUUAUUACUUAUUUAUUUUGUUUAAUUCACUUAAGAAUUUGUUUGAUUCAUAAAUACUUUUUUCAAUUUUAAAGUAUAUGAAAUAUUUGCAUUACCUGAGGAGCAAGAUAUUGAGAUUACUGAUCUAAAUGAUGUUUUAAUUGAUUAAGAUAUAUUAUGUAAUUUUAUACGUUGAAGUAGUCAUAGCUUGACAUCUAAACUUAGACAGAAAAUAGUAAAUUUGUUAGAUAUAUCUGAAAAUAUAGUUGCUAAUGUUACACAAACUCAUGGAUUAAAGCAUGCUGAUAGUAGUACAAGUGCUGAUGUUAUACCAGUACCAUCAGAUAAACCAAUUGAUCUCAAUGAUGACAAAAAGCCUUUACCAAAAAAACCAAAAUUAAAAAAAAAAAUAACUAGUGACGUGGUUUCAGCUAAAGUUAGUUUAUAAGAAAGAAUUUGAAUUGUAUUUUUUUUUCUUCACUUUACUGAAUAUUUAGAUAUUUUUUUAUUUUAUCAAGCAAUUGAAAGAACUUCUUAUAAUCACACUAAUAUGGAGAUGAAAUAUUUGAAUCAUACAAUGAUUUAGGAUAUUUGACAAAAAGAAAUGUAGAAAAGUUAUUGUCAAUAUUGUGGCAAGUGAACUUUUGAAACAUAAAAAAAUAACCCAGAGAUGUGGUUUUAUUUCAAGAUAAAUUUUAUCAACAAUGUUUGACUAAAAAAUUUUCUGAUAAUAAUUAUUAAGUACAAAACGUAUACAAAAGUUACAAAGAUGGUAGUGUAUUUAAAAAUAAUACAUUUUUUCAAAUAAAUAAAAUUUCGAUUCAUCUACAAAUUUAUUAUGACGAGUUUGAGGUUUGCAACCCUUCGAGUCCGAAAGCAGGUAUACACAAAAUUGGUGCUUUUUAUUUUUCCAUUUUAAAUUUACCUUAACAUAUGCUUUCAAAAUUAGACAAUAUUCGUUUACUUGCCCUCGGUUAUGAUUUUGAUAUUUAAAGUUUUGGUAUAAAUCCAGUUUUAAAAUAAUAGUUAAUGAUUCAAAAAUUUUCGAAACAGAUGGUAUAUUUAUAAAAAGACUUAAUUCUUUUGUCAAAGGUAUAGUUUAAUAUCUGUAAGUUUUGAUAAUUUGGGAGGAGCAAAAAUAAUAGGUAUGAAUGAAUCUUUCGUAGCCACGUAUUCUUGUAGAAUUUGUAAAAUAACUAUAAAAGAAGCUAGAAAAAGUGUUUCAUUAAAUGAAAUUCUGUUGCAAACUAAAUCAGAAUUAAUCUCAUUAUAUCAUCAGUUAGAAUAUUGUAAUAAUGAUACAUUUAAUUUUUAUAGUAUAAAAAAAAAAAAUCUUUGGGUAGAGUUGAAAUUUUAUGAUUUUGUUGAUAGUUCAAUUGUUGAUAUAUUUCAUGACUUUUUAGAGGGUAUUUGUCACCGAGAUAUAAAAUAUGUACUUAAAUAUUUGAUCAAGAUAGGUAUUGUCGAUCUGUCAAAUUUAAAUAAUAAAAUAUCAACUUUUGAUUAUGGCUUACAUAAAAGAUCUAACCAUCCAUGUCCAAUAGAUUUAAAUAAAAACGCAAAUUUAGUAGGUCAGCGUGGUGCUCACAUGUUUUAUUUGAUAACUUAUUUACCACUUCUUUUAACUGAUGAAAUAACGAAAUUGAUUCAUGAGGGUACAAAAAAAUGGAGAGUUAUUUUAUUGUUAAUAGAAAUUAUGAAAAUUGUAUUUGCUCCAACAAUAAGCUAUGAUAUGUUAGAUAGACUAACAGUUUUAAUUAAAGACCAUCAUAGUCUUAUUAUUAAUGAAUUUAAUUCAUCAAUGAUAAUGAAAGAUCAUUUGAUAACACAUCUUCCAAUGAUUAUAAAUAAAAUGGGACCACCAAGAAUUCAUUGGACCAUGAAAUACGAAAGUAAAAAUGGAUUUUUAAAAAGUUUCGUAUACAAGUUGAAAAAUUUCAAAGACAUAGCACAUACACUGGCUAAUCGUCAUCAAAAAUGUAUGCUACAAUCAUGGAAUAAUAGAAAACUAUAUUCUGAAGACGAACCACAAAUUAACAACCGAAAAUAAUAAGUUUAAAGUCAAGUGAAUUUUGUGAUAUUAUUAACAAAACGUUAAAUA